UCUUGGUCUCGUCUACAAACGUAGUCGGCGCACGUACUUUUCAUUCAAGCAGUGUUUGAAUAAGGAAGAUGGCGGCCGCAGCGGUGGUUGAAUUCCAGAGAGCUCAGUCUCUCAUUAGCACGGAUCGGAACGCAUCUAUCGACAUCCUUCACUCUAUCGUCAGGCGAGAUGUUCAGGAGGACGAUGAGGAGGCCGUCAGGGUUAAAGAACAAAGCAUCCUGGAGCUGGGAACACUCCUGGCAAAGACGGGGCAGGCUGCAGAACUUGGCGGCCUGUUGAAAUUUGUUAGACCGUUCCUGAUUUCCAUCAGCAAAGCCAAGGCAGCCCGACUGGUUCGCUCUCUGCUGGACCUUUUCCUGGACAUGGAGGCAGCGACGGGGCAGGAGGUGGAGCUGUGUCUGGAAUGCAUCGAAUGGGCAAAGGCAGAGAAGAGGACCUUCCUACGACAGGCCCUGGAGGCUCGGCUGAUCUCACUCUAUUUUGACACCAAAAGAUAUCAAGAGGCCUUGGCUCUCGGCUCCCAGCUGCUGCAGGAGCUGAAGAAGAUGGACGACAAAGCGCUCCUCGUUGAGGUUCAGCUCCUCGAAAGCAAGACGUACCACGCUCUCAGUAACCUGCCCAAGGCCCGCGCCGCCCUUACCUCGGCCAGAACCACAGCCAACGCCAUUUACUGUCCCCCAAAGCUCCAGGCAACGCUGGACAUGCAGUCAGGGAUCAUCCAUGCAGCAGAGGAGAAGGACUGGAAGACGGCCUACUCCUACUUCUUUGAAGCUUUUGAGGGUUACGACUCUAUCGACAGUCCCAGAGCCAUAACAGCACUCAAAUACAUGCUCCUGUGCAAAAUUGUGCUCAGCUCUCCGGAGGAGGUACAAACUCUUGUCAGCGGGAAAUUGGCCCUCCGUUAUGCCGGCCGUCAGACAGAUGCCCUGAAAUGUGUUGCACAGGCCAGCAAGAACCGGUCGUUAGCAGAUUUCGAAAAGGCGCUGACAGAAUACAAAGAGGAGCUACGGGAUGAUCCGAUCAUUAACACUCAUCUGGCUAAACUGUACGACAGCCUGCUGGAACAAAACCUCAUCAGAGUCAUUGAGCCUUUUUCUAGAGUACAGAUAGCACACAUAUCAGAGCUAAUCAAAUUACCAAAGGGUGAUGUUGAGAGGAAGUUAUCACAGAUGAUUCUGGACCAGAAGUUUCACGGAAUCCUUGACCAAGGUGAAGGGGUGUUAAUCAUAUUUGAGGAGCCUCCGGUGGACAAAACAUACGAAGCAGCCUUGGAAACCAUUCAGAACAUGAGCAAAGUGGUGGACUCGCUUUACAACAAAGCUAAGAAGCUGACAUAGAGCCGACUCACCGCUGACCGUGAGAUGGAAGUGGAGGAACUGUGUGUGUGUGUGCGUGUGUUUUGACCAGCAUGUGUAACUUUUUUUUUUUCUGAAGGGGACAAACAAGGGAGAGAAACAAACAGGAUUCCCCCAUCCAUACUUUUCAAACGGACAGUUUUAUCACUUCUCUUGUUUAUUUUUUAUCUCUCUGAUUUUGAUAUGUCUUCAGGAUUCUGUCAAACAGUCAACGGCCAACACAGGCCAUCAGGGAUUAUUGUACAACUAACUGCAUUAAAAAGAGAAUAGUAGGUUUAGGAACAUUAUAUAUAUGUUUAUAUCUGCUGAGCCUUCAGACGACUCCACUGCAACCUCACAGGUGCAACAUCGACCUCUGUGGCCUGUUGCUCCACCUGCUGAGCAUGGCCUCUGUUUUGGUUCAGUUUUUUCCUCCAUAUCCCUCGGAAGCAAACUGGGAUAUUUAUCAUUCAGCACAUUGAUGCCAACAGUUCACUCCCCUUUUUGGAUUCAACUUUGUAUGAUUUGGUUCUAGAUUUAGUUUGUUUUGCUGAAGAAAAAUCCCAUCAUUGCCACAGAUCUGCACCCCAUCCAGCUCUUAUUAGGUUUCAUAAAAGACACCAACAGUGCCAUCUUUUUUUGGCGUUUCACUUCGCCUCAAAUGUUUGGGCGUAAAAAUGAGAUCACGAGAUGGAGGUGUUUCUAUCGCCUGUGGAAGCCUGCAAGUUUUCCCAAGUGAACACUUCUCCAUUGUUAGUUCUUGACACUAGCGCAGUCUGUUAGUAAGCAAACAAUUUGUAUGAUUUUGAAUCGGUUCCUUUUUUUGUUUGUUUUUCUCUCUUAUAAAGACAUUUUGAAAAAUAAAUAUUUUGUAUUUUAA
This is a messenger RNA of Cyprinodon tularosa, 2214 nucleotides long. It is a transcript of the gene psmd11b, whose product is annotated as proteasome 26S subunit, non-ATPase 11b. Bases 69 to 1337 code for a protein of 422 amino acids. NCBI's taxonomy places the organism in Eukaryota, Metazoa, Chordata, Actinopteri, Cyprinodontiformes, Cyprinodontidae. The transcript is spliced from 13 exons. Gene Ontology annotation, biological process: ubiquitin-dependent protein catabolic process. Gene Ontology annotation, cellular component: proteasome regulatory particle, lid subcomplex. Gene Ontology annotation, molecular function: structural molecule activity; protein binding. The record is from RefSeq and is a predicted model, not a curated record.